CGGCUCGCGGCCCGCCGAUUGGCCGCGCGGCCCGCCGAGGGGGCGGGCGCUGCGGCAGCGCGGCCGCUGAUUGGUUAGUCGGCGGGGAGAGGCGGGGAGGGGAGGAGGGGGAGGCGGGGCUCGGGCUUCGCACCGCCUUCCGAUUGGCGGCGCGGAGGCGGGGAGGAGGGCGGCGAUUGGGCGAGGCCGCCGAGGGGGCGGGGCGGCGGGGCGGGAAGCAGCGCGGGGCCGCCGCCGCAGCCACUCCGCUCCCCGGCCCGAUGCCGGCGGGCGGCGAGGAGGGGACCCCCGGGCACGGCCCGCCAGCCGCACCCCCCGGCCGCCGCCGCCCCGCGCCCGCCGCCGAGCCCGGCGAGGACUCCGGGGGCAGCCGCGUGCUGCGGGGCGGCCGCGAGCGGGGCCGAGCCGCCGCCGCUUCGGCUUCGGGGGCAGCCGCCGCCUCCCGCCGCCGUAAGGCCGAGUAUCCCCGGCGCCGCCGCAGCAGCCCCGGCGCCCGAGGAGCAGCCGCCGCCGCCGAGCAGCCCGCCGCCGAGCCGCCGCCUGCAGCCAGGAAGGGCGCCCCCCGCCUCGGGUGCACGGAUAAAGCAGCUGGUAAAGAUCCCAAAGAAGAGAAGGAAGAGGAGGAGGUUUCCAGCCUCCUCAGCCAUGACUCUGCUGCCAGCACAGCCCGGCCCAGCAGAAGCUGGCGCAGCAGCAGGUCGGCCGCCGCGGCCCGCCAGCGUGACACCGAGAACUCGCGUGCCUCCAGGUCCAAGACCGGCUCCCUGCAGCUCGUCUGCAAGUCAGAACCAAACGUGGACCAGCUCGAGUACGAGGUCACAGAAGAGCAUCAGUCUCCAGCUGGAAUCAGCAGCGAUGAUGAGGAAGAGAUCCUUGUCAGCGAGGAAGAAGUUCCCUUCAAAGACGAUCCAAGAGAUGAAACCUACAAGCCCCAUCUAGAAAAGGAAACCCCAAAGCAAAGGAGAAAAGCUGGCAAGGCAAAAGAGGAAAAAGAGAAGCAGAAAGAGAUUAAAGUAGAGGUAAAAGAAGAGAGUGAGUUUCAUGAAGAUGAAGAGCCACCAAGGAAGAGGGGAAGGAGAAGAAAGGAUGACAAGAGCCCGAGGUUGCCCAAGAGAAGGAAGAAGCCCCCGAUACAGUACGUCCGCUGUGAGAUGGAAGGCUGCGGCACUGUCCUGGCUCACCCGCGUUACCUGCAGCAUCACAUCAAGUACCAGCACUUGCUGAAGAAAAAAUACGUGUGUCCCCAUCCCUCUUGCGGUCGGCUCUUCCGCCUCCAGAAGCAGCUCCUGCGGCAUGCCAAACACCACACAGAUCAAAGGGAUUACAUCUGCGAGUACUGUGCCCGGGCGUUUAAGAGUUCUCAUAACUUGGCGGUGCACCGGAUGAUCCAUACAGGCGAGAAGCCCUUGCAGUGUGAGAUCUGUGGGUUCACCUGCCGGCAGAAGGCCUCCCUGAACUGGCACAUGAAGAAGCACGACGCCGACUCCUUCUACCAGUUCUCCUGCAACAUUUGCGGCAAGAAAUUCGAGAAGAAGGACAGCGUUGUGGCCCACAAAGCCAAGAGCCACCCCGAAGUGCUUAUCGCUGAAGCACUGGCUGCCAACGCAGGUGCCCUGAUCACCAGCACUGACAUCCUGGGCACUAACCCCGAGGCCAUCGCGCCGCCCACCGAUGGCCAGGGCCUCCCCCUUCUUCCCGACCCCCUGGGAAGCGCUGCCCCGGCGGAUUGCCUGCUGCUGAACCCCGACGGGAUGCCCAAGACGUAUUGCGGUGGGGCGGAGCGCGUGAGCCUGGUGGCUGACGGCAAGCUCUUCGUGGGCAGCGGCAGCAGCGCAAACCCAGAAGGGCUGGUCAUGAACACAGAGAUCCUGGGAGCCACCACGGAGGUGCUCAUCGAAGAUUCAGACUCCACUGGACCCUAGUGGGCGGGGAGCACGUGGGUGCUGGGACAGCUCGGACUCUGUAUUUAAAAGGAAAAACAAUGGAGACGCGUAUUGAAAGAGAAAAGCAAAACUUAAAAUACUAGUAAAUAACCGAAGGGUCUGCUCUCCUCCGGCGUGGAUCACGGCACGUCCUCUUUCUCCCAACCACUUCUGUCUUGUCACUGCUCCUUUGUAGGAAAGGGGCACAUGCUGCCGUUACCAGAGCAAGUUGGACCGAGCGACGGAUUUCUCCGAGGGAGGGGGAAUGGCCGAAACCCUUCGCUCUGCCCCAAAGCAGAUGCCUUUCUUGACGUGGCCCCACUUGGAAACUAGAAAGCAUUUUGAUGCGCUCUGGACGAGUUUCUUAGGACUCCCUUCCGCCCCGUGGUCCCAACUUCUAUGCAUCACUGCACUCUGGUCCUUGCAGUCUCGUUCUUCUUCCUGGGGCUGGGAGGUUGGCUUGGCACUUUAGGCCCCCUCGGCAGGGUGAGCUGUGGAGGAGCACGCGUCCCCGGCCUCACCGCACUCCUCUGCUCUGUCUCUGGCAGGAAGUUGAGGGAACGCCCUGGCUCGUAGAUCAUGUUUGCUUGGAGAGGCCCCGGGGGCUACGGGAGCCCUGCGUGGGAGAGGCAAGGAGGAGCAUCCCAGUUUGACGACAGUAAUUUGCACUUUGAACAUGUUUCGUUUUUGUGUUGUGGUAACGAGAUUCCUUAUUUAUUGAUUAAAAAGGGUCGGUAUUUUUUAGUUCUGUUCUCGGUGGGUGGGGGUGGAAGGGGUUCGGGCUGUUUCCCAGGAGGCUCCUUCACGCUAGGGAGUCGCAGGGAGCAUGCCGUGCCAUCCUGACAGCCGCUGGGAGGAGAGCUGAGGGAAGGCAGUGUUCGGGAGUCAGAUCUCUCUCGUAGCUUUUCCAGAGUAGAGGGAGAGCCCCCGGAGAAGAGCCUGUUUGCAGUGGGAGUCUUUGCGGCAGCGUUUUAGCAGGAGGAUGAGGUGAGUGCUGGAACAGCUGGCUCUUGUCUCCUUCCCUCCCAGCUCCUCGCAUUAAGUGCUCUUUCUGCGUCCCCUGACUCCGUAGCCUCACAGGGAAGGACAUCGUUAGCCAGGAACUUGUUCUCGUGACUUAGGGCUGUUGUGAGCCGCUUGCUGGUGGGGGAUGCCGUGCUCCUCAUCCACCUCUGCCUCUCCUUUCCGGGUCUAGACAAAAGAUACAGAAGCAGAGACCGGGUACGGUCGUCUCAGGUGAAUUUAUCCAAGGCAGUAGGCUGAGGGAGGAGGAAGGGGCCGUCGGCUCGCUCCCUGCCUCCAUUCUGGGGAGCGUUGUGCAGCUGUGUGCUCAAAGCUCCUCGCUUUGGCACAAAACGCCCCUGCUUUCCAUGGAGCCUUGUAGUUUGAGUGUCGCCUGCUGGCGUAGCUGGGACAGACCUGAACCCUCGGAGAGGCUCGCAUAGGAUGUGACGCGCCUGGUAUUUAGACUCGGAUCUUUUUUGCUCUGUUCUCUGAAACUGUGUGUGGAGACUCAGUGGCCUUGAUUUCUUAGUGUUUUUUUGGAAGAGGUGAAAAAUAACCUGGGCUUUUUGUUUGUUUACUUGUUUUCUUUUCUUUUGGUUGGGUUUAUGUGCUUGGAACAGAGCCCAAGUGUUUUGUCCAAGCGCACGGUCAGCAAAAUCGGUCUGUAACAGCAGCCAGGCAAAAUCGGGUAUCUGGGGUCUGGAGAACAGCAAUAAAAUGUGGAAUUCAAUUGGAAACUUUUACAGGAAACUGACUCUAAACACCCACUCUGUCCCCUGUGCUGCCUGGAAAUCCAGCUGUGGCCCGAGUCUGACAGCUUUUAUGGGGUCACUUGUCCUGAUUUCCCCUUUCCCUUCCCCACUGACGUUGAAGUCUGUGCCUGAACAAGCCAAAACGCUUCUGGUGGUGGGGUGCUUUGUGCUCGGGCAGUUUGCAACCCCGGCGUCUUGGUGUGAGCAUCCCCUGUUCCUUGAGCGUGGCUCCCGUGCUUCUCCUGGGGGUAGGCAGGAGGGCUGCAGCACCCCUGGGCAGGCGUCUCCUGGAACACCACGCACGACAGGCACGCAGUGGGGUGGUGGUGAAGCACACAAACCAGUUUCCUUAGUUGGGGUGAUACAACCUGUUGCUUGGAUCAAUUUAUUGUGAUUUCCAGGGGGGAGUUUUAGGGUGGCCAGCUGGUUUUCCCCCUACCCGCACCCCUCCCUAACUCAAGGGGCACCGCACAGCACGAAGAGGAUCAGACCCAACCCUGAUGGUUUCACCCACUGGCAGCGAGGGUCUCCUGCCCAGGGCAGUGGGUGUGAAUUGGGGGCAAACACCUCUCCUGCCUUGGAUCCCACUGCCCAUAGGGGAUGUGCCAGUGUAGUAGGGGUUGGCUAUUUUCCCCCAGGUUGCUGCAGCCCCUCUGCUGCUUUUCAUGCCCUGCCACCGCCCCCGCGAGAGGUGCGGGGCAGGCAGAGCCUUGCACAGAACACUAAACUAAAGGGAGAGCUUGGGGUUUUGUUCUCCGAGAUCGACACUAAACUGCUUCUGGGCCACCAGCUCGCUCCCUACCGGUGCUGCAACACUCAGCACCUGGCUGGGAGGCGAGGGAGCCUGCCUCGUCCUGCGCCUGCCCCUGCUGCCCCGAGCAGAGCAGUGCAGUUGUCAGCGGCUGCGGGAUCAAGCAGCUUGCUCGCCUCCCACCUCAUUCCUGGCCUUGAGACCUCUGAUCCCUGCCUCGCCCUCCCGUGCGCCCCCUCAUAGCUUCCCUUUUUCUUUUUCUGGUCUCGGCGGGUUGCCUGUCUGUCCUCUAACCACAGCCUGCUCGCCCUGCUGCAGGAGAGACUGGUGUAACUCCUUCCCUCUCCCCUUCCAUGCCCUACAACUGACACAGCCCUCCUGCUGCCCCUUCCCUCGGCGUCUCUCCUUCACUCGCAUGCAGUUUGCUUCAAUAAAUUAUUGUAGUAGUUUGCAAUAAACAUUUUUUUGUAUUUUC
Cygnus olor (mute swan) is the source of this 4905-nucleotide messenger RNA. RefSeq names its product ZFP91 zinc finger protein, atypical E3 ubiquitin ligase (gene ZFP91). Gene Ontology annotation, molecular function: transcription coregulator activity. The transcript is spliced from 11 exons. Gene Ontology annotation, cellular component: nucleus. Gene Ontology annotation, biological process: regulation of transcription by RNA polymerase II. The coding region runs from base 261 to 1922 and encodes 553 amino acids. The record is from RefSeq and is a predicted model, not a curated record. NCBI's taxonomy places the organism in Eukaryota, Metazoa, Chordata, Aves, Anseriformes, Anatidae.